Messenger RNA from Abrus precatorius (Indian licorice), 1518 nucleotides. RefSeq names its product protein S-acyltransferase 18. Bases 1 to 1518 code for a protein of 505 amino acids. The transcript is spliced from 8 exons. NCBI's taxonomy places the organism in Eukaryota, Viridiplantae, Streptophyta, Magnoliopsida, Fabales, Fabaceae. The record is from RefSeq and is a predicted model, not a curated record. Gene Ontology annotation, cellular component: Golgi apparatus; endoplasmic reticulum. Gene Ontology annotation, molecular function: protein-cysteine S-palmitoyltransferase activity. Gene Ontology annotation, biological process: peptidyl-L-cysteine S-palmitoylation; protein targeting to membrane.
AUGAGACGCCAUGGAUGGCAACGCCCUCUCCAUCCUUUGCAGUUUGUGGGAAUCGCCGUUUACGUUUUUCUGGUUGUCUGUUUCUUCACAUUCCUCGGACUUUUCCUCGGAAACCCAACUGCAGAGAUCACUCUCACCCUCACAUUUUCCUUAGUCGCUGUUUCCGUUAUCUUUCUCUUCGUGAGGUGUACGGCCAUUGAUCCCACUGACAGAACCAGCUUUAGGAAGAAGAGAAGAGCCAAAUCCAAUUCGAUUCCCAAGCUCAAUUACGGGUUCAUUCUUGGUCAAAUUGUGAUGAGGUUUUUCAGGAGGGUGGAAAGGAAGUUGCUUAGGACCUUCAUUAAGAGGAAGUACUUGGAUCCGUUUAAGACAAGUUCUCAAAUGGACCCUUUACUUCCAUUCCCCCUUGUCAUGAAAGAUGACGAUGAUGCCAUUGCCCCUAAUCUCAAAGACGACGAUAUCUCCUUUUGCGCGCUUUGUGAUUUUGAGGUGAAAAAACACAGUAAGCACUGCAGGACUUGCAAUCGCUGUGUUGAAGGGUUUGAUCACCAUUGCAGGUGGUUGAAUAACUGUGUUGGGAAAAGGAACUACACAACAUUCUUUCUUCUCAUGAUUUUCGUGCUUUUAAUGCUUGUCAUUGAAGGAGGGGCUGCAAUUGCUAUAUUUAUCCGGUGCUUUGCGGAUAAAAGGGGAAUAGAAAAGGAGCUUCUGAAGAAGCUUCAUGUAGAGUUUCCAAGAGGAGUUCUUGCCACCAUAUGUGUGUUGCUUCUCUUAUUGACAGCUUAUAGCUCAGCAGCACUGGGGCAGCUUUUCUUCUUUCAUGUGGUUCUGAUACGAAAGGGAAUGAGGACCUAUGACUAUAUCCUAGCGAUGAGAGAAGAGAACCAAGCCAUGGAAUUGGAAUCAUUGGACGAUUCUGAUUUCUCUUCAGACGAGAGCUUUGAUUUUGACUCACCUGAAAAGCCAACACUAAUGUCAAGGUUUCUAUGCAAAGGACAGAGGAGCUCACCUAGGUUGUCUAUCAGAAUUGAAGGAGAUACUGAACCUUCCCCCUUGAUCAAGACAAAGAAGUUCCACGUAAGCAUUAACCCAUGGAUACUCAUAAAGUUGACCAGAGAGAAAGCCCUACUGGCAGCUGAGAAGGCCAGGGAAAGGCUUAUGAAAGAUAAGCCAAUGGAGGAAAAUACUUCAUUAAAACCUCUUCCACUGGAGACAAAAUGCGGACCAUUGAUGAAUGCGGAUAAAAAUAUGGACACAGAGGGAUUUGGGUCAGCAUCUUUUGUAGCAAAAGGGAGAGUUCCUGCAUCACCAGGAAGAUUUUCAAGCCCGAGAAGGAGAUUUUCCGCUGGCUCACCGACGGUGUUCUCUAGCAGCAUGAUGCCAUCCCCACAACACAAAUAUAGAAGCAGUUUCGACUUGAAAUUAACAAGUGUGUCCAGGGAGCUUGAUACACAUAUUUCAAGGCAGGUUCUAUGUUCAGUCAUCAGCAAAGAAGAUAGCGAACCAUCUCCAAAAUAG